UGGGGACAGGAGGCAAAGUACAAGGGAGGCAAACAGAGGAGCUGGGAGUGUGUGUGCGUGUGUAUACAGUAUGUGUGUGUGUGUAUACAUGUGAUUGUGUGUGUACAGUGUAAAUGUAGCAAACUGAGAGCAGGACUUUGUGACUGCUAGACAGCAGAAGAGCCUUAAGGGAAACUGGAGUCAGACUUGGCAGGCAUAAAGAAGACUUGCUUCUAGAUACAGAUAAGAGUAAGGUGAAAGGGGCAGGAUUUGGGAGGGGUGAUUGAUCAUUAAUAGUAUACAAAGGGACCCAUAGGUUUGAGAGAUUUGUCCCUGGGGAGGAGGAGGAGCACUUAGGGAAGUAGUUGCCAGAAGAAACAGGGAACCCCCACCUCCUUCUCUCUCCCACUCCUCCUCCCCCCUUCCUUGGAGAGGCCUCCCAGUCCCAACACAACACCCAGCUGCAAGGGACACAGAAGGCAAGGGAGUGGGACUGUUACUACUAUUACUACCACUAGGAACUGAGGCAGAAGGAGGACGAGGAGGGUGUGACUAGAAAGGGAGGGUGAGUUGAAGGUGAGAGAACGUCUUGCAGAAAGAGAAAGAAAUUGGUGAGAGAGAGAGAGCGAGAAAAGUAAGUGAUAUUAGAGAGUAACACAUAGGGCACACAGGAGGCUGACACAGGGCUGAUAAUAAGAAGCAGGCUACAGAGACAUCUGGAGGUCUGAAGAUCACCCAUCACUGGACUGGCAGCAAUGUGCCCCUCGCCUGGGCAGUCAUCUGGAAAGAGACCCUGGAGGUGCUGUUAGUGAGAACCUCAGCUGAGACUUUCAAGCCAUUGUGGAAUUCCCCCCUCACCCUACCACCCAGCAGCACCCCCAAGCUCCGCUGAGGGGCUCCUCGCAGAUGAUGCUGGACAGGGGCAAGGUGCUGGUUUGGGAGUGGCAGGAUGAGGGCUCCCUCUGGAAGCCGUACAGCCCGCAGCUGGCUCAUUACAUCGAGCAGGUGCUCCGGGAGAACCCCCGUGCCAGCUCCGUCAGCCUGGGUGAGGCAGAUACCAGCCUGACCCCGUAUAUCUUGGACCUGAUCUCCAUGAACCAGUUCCGGCUGGACACAGGAACACUAUAUCCAGUCAGGAGAGUGAGCUUUCCUCUUUCCACUGCCCCUGGGCAAUGUAUUGCGUGGGAAUGGGAAGAGCUUCCAGGGCACUGGGUCCCUUUUGAAACCCGAUUAUCAGUCUUGAUCCAGGAGGCCUUGGAAAGACAGCAGUUGGGUGUUCGUCUUGGAGAGUCUUGCAGUGGGUCCCAUGUAUGCUUUCAGACUAUGACCCAAAUACUAUUCCCCUCGCAGAAAAGGAUUAGAAUCCGGGCUCGGGCCCAGAAACCCUAUCCCACUGUUGGCAUCAAACGUCCUCCAACUGAGUUCCAGACUGCAUUGGCCCAACAUCUGAGUGGGAAUAUAAAUUCCAGACAUGGGUCACUUAAUGCUUAUGGAAGUCCUGUGACCUUCAGCCAAGGUCUAGCAGAUUACAACCAGGGACUAGUGAAUGCUAACCAUGGACUUGUGAGAUCUGACCGAGGUGUUCCUAACUACAACCAAGAAUUUGUGAACUUUAACCGAGGACUAGUAAACAUAAACCAAGGGCUGGUGAACCCCAACCAGGGAAUAAUUAACUCAAGCCAUUUAUUAGUGAACUCCAACCCACUAACUAGGAACUCUCAACAGAGGACAAUGAACGCUAGACUUGACCCAAUGAAUUCCAAUUAUGGCUUGGCUGAUGCUAGCCCCACCUUGGGAAAUUCAAAUAAUGAAAUAAUGAACUCCAAUCAGAUAUUAAUGAACUUUAACUCUGGUGUUGUAAAUUUCAGUACUGAACCAUUGCACUCUAAUGAUGGACUUGUGGAUUCUAAUGACCUACUAGUAAAUUACAACCAAGACGUAGACAAUACCAGCAAUGAACUAAUUAACUUUGAUGCAAAUGUAAUAAGUCCAAGUUAUACCCCGUCUUACGGCAAAACCACUGCACUGAACUACAGUCCUGAGCCAGGAAAUCCAAACCCAAUGAUUUUUGACUCCAAUAUUGGAUUACCAAGUACUAGUCCUCAAUGGGCACACAUGGAUUCUGACUGUAGGCUUGAUAAUGCUAGCCCUACAUUUGUGCGUUCUAUUUCUAGACAAGCAGAUUCAAGAACUGGGCUGGUUAGGUCAGACUCGAAUUACAAAGCCUUUAGACCUGAUGUAGUAAGGUCAGAAUCGAGGACUGCAGGCUGCACAACUGUUUUCAAAAGGUCCAAUUCUAGAUGUGAAGAAUGCAGAUCUGAAAUAUAUAUGUCAGAUGCUAGAUCUCCAGAGAUUAGACCUGAAAUGCUAAGAUCUGAUUCUAGACCUAUUGAAUAUAAGCCUGAAUUUGUCAGAUCUAAUUCUAGGCCUGCUGACUUCCAGCCUGGCUUGGUCAGGACUAACUCUAAACUUGGAUUUGCCAGAUCAGAUUCUAGGUCUGCUGAAUUUAGACCAGCACUGCUUAGAUCUGCCUCCCGGCAUGAUGAAAUUCAAUCUGUGGUAAUGAGAUCCGACUGUAGAAAUGUAAUCUCUAGACCUGGGUUUGUUAGAUCGUAUUCUAGGCCUGCAGAUCCUAAGCCGGAACUAGUUAGGUCUCCAUCAAGAUCUACUGACUCACACAAUCACUUCAGGGCUGGCAUAGCCGGCAGAAGUCUAUCUCGUUCAGCAUCACUCAGGGGAAGUAGAAGCCCCCCACCUUGCACCUGUCCACAAUGCCUCCUGGUGCAGAGUGUGAAAUCAGCCAGCUGGCCUGGGCGACCGUCACUGAAGACGCCAGUUAAGGGACAGUGGCAUGACAGUCACCGACGUGAAAGGGGCAGAAGCAUCACUAGGGUGCCUCCAGUGCCUCUCAGUAAUAUAGAAGGCUCAGGAAUGAUCUCGCCAGCUCUGGCAGGAAUUAGUGGCCUCCUAAUGAGUGCUGCAGGGCUUCCAGUCUGUCUGUCCAUCUCCACUUCCCCUGUUUUCUGUCCACCACCUGUAAAGAAGAAGGACCUUCGACCAGUGCCUGGCGUCCAAGGAAGCAGUCGAAAAAUCGGUAAUCAGAAAGGUAAAAAGCCAGCGGAGAUGAUAAAACAAUUCUUGCAAAGAGUGAAGACCCUGCCAUCAGAGGACUGCACUUUGUGCAAGCGGACUCUGGCAGAGGGUGAAAUUGGCAGGUUAUACCGGUGCUCUCAUACCUACCAUGUUCGAUGCCUGGCACCUUUGUACAAGGAUGGUACUUUGCGCUGCCCUACCUGCCAAACUUUGUUUGGGGCGAAGAUAGGGUCGCAACCUCCUGGGAAGAUGUCGUUUCACAUCAUUCCUCAUUCCCUGCCUGGGUACCCAGACUGUGAAACCAUACGCAUUAUUUAUCACAUCAGUCCUGGAGUGCAGGGUCCAGGACAGCCCCACCCAGGAAUGAAGUACACCGCUCCUGACUUCCCUCUCCACUGUUACCUCCCUAACACAAAGAAAGGCAGAGAGGCUCUUCUUCUCCUAAUUAAAGCCUGGGAACGUCGCUUACUCUUUCCUGUCCACCCCUCACGUGCUCCUGGUGUUCCAGAUUCUGUCUCCAUAUCCCGGAUCCCACACAAGACAGAAUUUGGUUCCAACGUUACUGGAAAAGGAUUCCCGGAUUCCCGCUAUCUGGACAGUGUCUUGCGGCAGUUACGAGACUGGGGCUUGACUGGGGACUGAUCUACUGGAUCCAAUGCCAGUGACAAACCAGCAUAGUUUGCUAAAAUUUUUCACCAUGGUUACAUUAACCAGACAUUCCUCAAGUAUACCGUUCUCUGCUUUUAGUGCAGAAAAGAGUAUUUACAUUUUGUAUAUAUAUAUAUUUCUGUGUUUGUACAUGUUUUUUUUCCUCUUAGAGUGUGGGUUCUUUGCAGGUUCUGCUCUAUUUAAUAAUUCAGUUUGCUAUGGGCAAUUGCCUUUUAGUCCGUUUUUUUUCUUCCAUUUAAUUUUUUUUUUUGCUCUUUAAAGUUUCUAUUCCUGAAAGGUGAUCACUUUACUUAUUUUAAAGUUGAGGCCUCUUAGUGCCUCUUUUUGGGGCAGAUGUACUGAGCCUUGGAGAGUGAUAAAUUGAAGAGCGAUAAACAACCAACCAAUCUGCUCCUGUCAUAUUUCAAAUGCAUCCUGUAACAUGGCAGUUAGGAGCUGAUUGGCUGGUACUUUCUCUCUCCAUCACUCUCCAAGGUUUCAGCGCCUUCGGUUGGGAUUGUUAUAUCUUCAAUAAAACAGUGGGUACGUUGCAGUAUGGCUGGACACAGAUGUAUCUAACAAUAGAUACAAAUACAAAUGAAAAUUAAAGAUAUUGCCGGGACAACCGAA
Molecule: messenger RNA, 4350 nt
Organism: Pseudophryne corroboree (corroboree frog)
Lineage: Eukaryota; Metazoa; Chordata; Amphibia; Anura; Myobatrachidae
Product: E3 ubiquitin-protein ligase DTX1-like
Exons: 9
Coding region: 886-3714 (942 amino acids)
Biological process (GO): Notch signaling pathway; protein ubiquitination
Cellular component (GO): nucleoplasm
Molecular function (GO): zinc ion binding; ubiquitin protein ligase activity
Source: RefSeq, a predicted model, not a curated record